Molecule: messenger RNA, 4431 nt
Organism: Amoebophrya sp. A25
Lineage: Eukaryota; Dinophyceae; Syndiniales; Amoebophryaceae
Source: the annotation of a GenBank genome assembly
AUCGGCUUGAGAGCAGGUGGUGCAGCAGGCUUGCUACAAGAGUCCAAUACUGAAGCGCGUGCUUCGGUAUCUGCAACGGCUUCCAUUUCCGCAGCAACAGCUUCGACAGAGGUAGAAGUGAGUAAAGCCGUAGCAGGGUCUACGGCUCAAUCAAUGUCAUCGAACCUGGGAGUGGUGACGCCAGGCUUCGCGGGGCCUGAGCUGACAAGCACAAGUGGCGUUUUGCAUGGUGAUGAAGGGAGCACUGAUAUUGCACACUCAAAUAUGGCGAUUGCAACCACCGCGACAACGUCAAGUAAUAUAGAAGGUAAUGCACCCCAACUGACUAAAGAAGGCGACAGAACGGCAGCGGCAUGGCUCCAAGCUUGGCCGUCUUCGUCGUCAAGCACGACCAUGUCGACUCAGCAAAACUAUAGCUCGGGCGCACCCUCGACUUUGGCCUGCCCGGCAGCUGGAGCGCGGUUGCGAGAAUUGUCGUGCUGGCCAACCGCAGGCGCAAGCAGCAGUAGUAGUUUUGGCAGCUUAAGCGAAUCCUCAAAGCCAACGACAUGUGAGCUGAAGAAGGAGCACCAGGUACUAGAAGAAGUGCCAACCACAACAGUUGCGGUAGAUGCAGAGGACCUACGACGACAAGAGCGGUUACGAAAGAAACGAGAACAAAAACAGGCGGGUGGGCAAAAAUGGCUCUUCGCAGGAAAGGCGUCGAAGAGCGGAGAUGGAGGUAGAUCCCUCUCCCUGGAGAAUUACGCGGCAGUGCAUGCUCACUACCGGCACCACGGAAAAGAUCUCGUUCAACAAGAUGACGAUCGAAUGACUUUCUCCUCUCGCUAUGCUGGUUCUCGCGACGUUCUGGAAGAGCACGAAACGGGUGGGACGACAUUUGAUGUUGUUGAAGAUUUCCAGACCUCUUCUAUCCAGAGUUUGUUUCCUUCAGAGCAGCAUGUUGUCGCUCCCUCGCUUUGUUUCGCCGGAGCCACGACCACCUCGUAUAACGUUCCUGUUCCUGGAGUCGGUAGUUGUGUCAGUACAACUAAUAGCAGCUCUUCUGGUAGGUGUUCAAGCUCAGCGGACAAGGGGGUCAACACUGUGUCGACUGUUGAUGUUCCGACUACUUCGCCGAUGCGGGAACAACUAACCCUCAGUGCGUCUUCUUCAUCGUCCACCGGUGCCCCCGUACCGAACCAAGCCGAGAAUAUCACUUCUGGUACAACAUUAGUAGACACAGACAAACAUGACGGUGUCAGUAACUUGUUCCGCACGCCAAAUAAGAGAGACCACCAGCAGCUGCAACUGGGGUUACAAAAACCACUUCCACCAGAACGAUCAGUAGUUGCUGAGAAGUUUGAAUUUCUUCCGAUGACGACUGCACCUGCUAGGCGUGGUUUUUUAGAAGUAGGCGAUUCGUCCUCUCUAGAACUCGAAGCCUGCUGGUGGGGAAUGCGUGUGACACGCGUGAACACGCCUCAGCGAGAUCUUGGUGUUGGUGACACGAUAGCGUCCGUCGGCAAGCAUUCACUCCAAGGUCUGGAAGACGUUGGACUAGCCCAGAAAAUCUUCGAUUAAGACUGGUCAAAUAGAAUACAUAGGUAUUUACCUGAAAGGAGACCUCAUUCGGUUUCGAUUAACCAAAAUAGAAGUCUUGUCUCUAGUACUAGGUUGUGGAUUUUUGUUUGACUUCGAGCUUACGCGCAUCAACUUUGUCUUUUCCCAUCUUCAUGUAGCGGAAAAUUAUCGGCAUAUGUCGCCGAUUAUUGUGUAUCCGGAGGCGCGCCUUGAGGGUAUCAUACCAAGGACGAAUCCCAGAAGUCCGACCGCAGUUGUAACUAUGUCCGAGGACUGUCGCGAAGACCUAGUAGACCAUGUAGAAGUUGUAUCCGGGCAACAGCUAGAUGAUCAGGAGCAAAGCCGGCAUCUGCCAGCCGAUUUUCUAGUGGACCUUGAAUCGUUUGCUAUGAGCUACCACCUGUUGGCGCACGUGGAGGAGAGGAAUCAUUCGGAUCAUUUAGUGGUGCGGGGAUGUGAACAGGCGAUUAACGCCGGUGUGGAAGAGCUCACGGCACUUGUUGAUCACUACUUCAACGCAAAAACUGUACCUCCUUUUGCUUCUCUUUCUCUUCGAGGAGGACCUGUUGAACACGUUGGCCAUCUUGGGGUUGGGACGGCGACUACUUCUAAUCCUAAUGCAUUCGUGCUACCACGACCUGCUCAACAAGACUCGGGGAACCAAGAACGCCGGGAGAAUGACGACGGAAGUGCCGUUGGUGUCUGAGAGAUCCUAUCAUACAUAUUUACACGCACACGUAAGAAUUAGUUUCCAUCAUCUAGCUGACUUCCAUGGUCCACAUGAUAAUAGGUAUAAAUAGGUACGCAUCUUCUUGUAUUCAUAUGUCGGAAUGAACGUCACCGUUGUCACUCAUAUAUGUUCCAGGGGUGGAGGCUCCCCCCCUGUGGAUGGAGCGGUGGUGGCGUCCGCGCGCCCUUUUUUUCGCGGUGGUGACAUGUAAGAACCUGCGGGGGCGAAGGCCUCCAAAGGCGGAGCCGGAGGCUCCUGGCGGCUCUCCGCGUGUACCCCACAGGCGUCCCGACUCUUGGACCCUAUCAGGGGGACGGCCUCCGGGGGAAGAAGGCAGCCGAAGGCGGCCACGGUCGCGAUGCCUGGCCCCUUUGGCCCUCAUCCUCCUAAUUGGUGACAGCGUCCGCGACCACCAAACCCCCGGGGGGUUGAGGACCAAAGGCGCGGAGGAGUGAGGGCAAGGCGUGCCCGCCUGGGUUCUGUCGGAUACAUGCAGCACGGCGAAAGGGGUCAAGCCUUGCCACCUGCUGCCCUCGGAGGCCUUCCACCUCCCAAGAGACUCCCCGAGUGAGGAACCCACACCCUGGAGGCCUGUAGGGUGCAUGCAAAAAGCCAAAGGGGGCCCACGCCCAGCCUUGCCACCUUGCUUCGGAAGCCUUGCACCGCCGGCCUUCGGUGCUUCAAUGGCCUCAGGGAGGGGGGCUCUGUAGGGUUCACGCAAGAAGCGGGAAGGGGUCGGAGGUGGGCGUUUGGAGGCUUUUCCGCCCGGCAGUCUCUCGGGAAAAAGAAGCAGGGGCGGGAGGCCCCCCCCUCAAAAAUUUAGAUCGGGGGGCCUUGGCCCCUGGAACAUAUGUAGUUUCUUUUUCUACUUUCUUACAAUGCAUGGUCGCUUCAUCUUCUUCUUGAUUCGGCGACCUGUGUCAGUUGCGGUUUAGUUGCCUGCUAUUGCCAAGGGACCUCGCAAAUUAACGACGCAAAUUAACGACGCUUCUCCCUCGUCAACAGUGUUUCGUUCUUUAGAAUUCUUAAUCGGAUGUAUGUUAGAAAUGAUCUCUGGUAAUCUUUCAAUAUCAGCACCGAUGAUCAUACUGAUGAUUUGUGAAGAGGGUAUGAGUGGUGAUGUGAAAAUAUGAACAUGAGGUAUCUAUGAUGAUGAGAAUUACACACGUAAAUAUAAAAGAAUGUCUUAACCACCACGCGUUUUGAUUGCUUUCGCGCAACCCAAUCAAAUCCUAUUCUUUAUUUUCUUUUGCGUAUUGACUUGGGCUCGACAUUGGCAUGAUGAUGAUGAUGAUAGAUGUUUCUCGCUUCUAUCGUGCAAAUACAUAUUUUUUCCAGGUCAAUGUCUAUGUCAACUUCUUCAUCUACGUCUUCGCCUUCGUGCCGGGAGCUCUGGGCUGCAGGUGGUGCUUAUGGCGCAGAGCCCAGAGCACCUCCCUGCUCUACUUCAUCGGUUUACCAAUCAAAACAUGACAGGUCCUCCAAAGCCCUCCCUAUCUUCCACCUCCACAAAUUCGUCUUCGUUUAAGAUUAAAAGCUCUAGUGCAGGGGUUAGUCAUCUUAACGACCUACAAUCUAGUCCUCUCAUCAUAUUUAUAUGUUAUGAAUUAUUCAGUUUCAGAUAAUUUAUUCCGAUCAUAAUCUAUCACCGCUUUUUUGCGUCAACUAAACUAAGAUGUCACUCUCCAUUCUACUAUCACGAGGAGCAUCAAUCGUUUUUGGUUCUUUCUCAUUUUAUCAUGAAACUUGUGCUCUUGUUCCCUACAGGAGCAGUAUAAAGAAGAAUGACUCAUUAUGCGAAUAGGAUGAUGCGGUCCUCUUAGUCUUGCCACGAUGAAUGAACAACAUGUUGAACAUGAGAAAAUUAUGGUCUUAUUUUUUCAAACUAGUGAGUCUGGGUGUCACUGGUGUUACCUUUUUUAUGUUUAAUUUCAUCUGCAGCUGUCGCUGGUCUUACUACUUAUGUCGAAAAGAAUAUGUCUUGUUCCACCCUACAUCGAGAAGAAGAUGGAAAAAAGAGAACUGCUCUUCUCGCUCCAAAGAAGAUUGACACUUCAGAAACUCCUUCUCUCACUCUAUUGCUUAUCCUGGGAGAGUAGAUGAAGGGUGCAAAACAAGCAGACAGAAGAUCAUCCGUG